This is a messenger RNA of Funneliformis geosporum, 1117 nucleotides long. Lineage: Eukaryota; Fungi; Glomeromycota; Glomeromycetes; Glomerales; Glomeraceae. The record is from the annotation of a GenBank genome assembly.
AUGACCGAAAACAAAAAAAUAAAUAAUAUUAUGGAAUCAAAAAUUACUCCUUAUCUCGGUGCUGAGUGCAAUCUUUGUUUAGAAAAGUGUUUUGGAGGUGCAGUGGAUAAAGAAAAUAAAUUACACUCAGAGGAAGAAUUAGCACAAAAAGAAUGUGAUUUUCAGAAACCAAAUUGUUCUAAAAAGGGAGAUUUGGAAUGGUUUUGCCUUCCUUAUUUUAAAAAUGAUACUGCCAUUUGUAAGAAUUGUGAGAAAUAUCUUGCGGAUAAAUUAAGCAAGAUGUCUUCAGAGAUACAAAAAAUAGAGUAUUUGUUUCAGCAACUGCCUAGCCGAUUUAGGACAGAGAUAGAUAUGGAUAAGAUUAUCGAGGAAGUUUGUCAAGAAAACUCGUUAACUUGUGUUUCGAAAGAAAAAAGUAUUGAUAAUCAUGCUUAUGAAAUUAAUAACAAUAUAGAAUACUCUCCCUAUGGUUCCAAAAUUAAGGGUAGUUUCUUUAAUGAAAAAAGAUUUAGGGAAGUGUAUGAAGAAAUCAAAAACUCUCCUUGCUUCUACCAGCAAGCACCAUUUUUAACGAUUGCUGAGGAUUUGCUGAAACUGAUAAGGGAGGGCAAGGUAGAAGAGUUAAUAUUCUUAUCUGCUUACGAUAAGAGUAAAUUUCCAAAGGGAGAUGAUAGAAAAUAUGAGAUAUUUAGAGACACAUUCGGAAUAACACUUCAAAGAAAAUAUCCUUGUAAUAUUAAGUUAAAGUUAAUAGAAAAUGCCUCUGAUUUUGAUAUUGUAAUUGAUGAUAAUCCUAAUAUUUGUAGGAGUUUAGUGGAAAGUAAUGGGGUUAUUAAACCUUGUUAUGAUUGUGCUGAAAAAUACAAAAGGUAUAACGAUAUUAAUUGUAAAAGUUGUGAGAAAAUGAAAUUAGUUGUCCUUACUCCCUAUUAUCCAGCAGUAGAAAAUCAGCACCAUUCAGAAGUAUUGUUGAUUAAAAAUGAACAUUAUCAAUAUGUUCUCAACCUAAUUCACAAUGAAAAACCUAAUAUUGUUCUAAUAGAAACUGCCUAUUACGAAACAAAUGGCGGAAAUAAAGAUAUAAUGGACUUGGAAAAGCUAGUGGGAGCGUUAGAAU